AGGAGGGUGAGGAAGGGUGGUGCUGCGGGGAGAUGGGAAGGAUGUUCGUGGAUUCCAUCAUGACUGCUGGUUUUUUUUGAAAACCACUGACCUAAUUAAAGAUUUAAAAAAUUCACAUUGCACAAGAACCUUACAAAGGCUAGCAUGUAUUUGGGCUUAUCCUUUUUAUAAUCCACUAAGUUAUAUUUAUACUACAAAAGUGAUUUGUGUUUAAUUUGACUUUUGAAUAAAAACUACAGAAAGUAAUUUGGCAAAGUGCUCAAAACAAACACUUAAAAAGACACAGGUAGUUUUUCUAAUAAUUAUGAAAUUAAAAUGUUGAUAUUUUAAAGACACAAUUUCUCUUCAAUUAAUGUUACUACUUCCAUUACAUAAUGAUGAGCAAUUUCUGUUUAUUUUGAGACAGAUUUUCACUCUUGUUGCCCAGGCUGAAACGCAGUAGCACGACCUCGGCUUACUGCAACCUCUGCCUCCUGGAUUCAAGCAAUUCUCUUGACUCUGCCUUCCAAGUAGCUGGGACUACAGGUGCACACCAUCGUGCUCAGCUAAUUUUUGUAUUUUUAGUAGAGAUAGGGUUUUGCCAUGUUGGCCAGGCUGCCGUCGAACUCCUGACCUUAGGUAAACCACCUGCCUCGGCCUCCCAAAGUGCUGGGAUUGAUUACAGGCGUGAGUCACUGUGCCAGACCAGCAAUGUUUUAAAUAAUAAGAGCAACUUUCAUGCUAAAAAACAGGUGAAGCAAAUGUAACAUUUUUGAAUUAUUAUUAUUUUUUGAGACUGUUUCACUCUGUUGCCCAGGCUGGAAUGCAGUGACGCCAUCACUGCUCACUGCAGCCUCAGUCUUCCACCUCAGCCUCUCAAGUAGCUGGGACCACAAGUGCCCACCACCAUACCUGGAUAAUUUUUAAGUUUAUUGUAGAAGUGGAGUCUCACCAUCAUGCCCAGGCUGAUCUUGAACUCUGGGCUCAAGCUAUCUUCCUGCCUUAGCCUCCCAAAAUGUUGGGAUUACAGGUGUGAGCCAUUGUGCCUGGCCAUGAAUUAUUUUUAAUCACAUCCUUAUUGACAUAAGCCUUGUUAAGUCAAUAUGACACACAAAAUAAGCUAAACCCAAAUAUGAGUUUUAUUAACUGAACCUUUAGAAUAAUUUUUAUUGAAUGCAUCUUAGCCUCUGAAGCAUGCAAAGACCAAGAUCUGCCUCUGACUUCAAGCAGACUGUUUUAUGUUUAUUGUCUCCUUAGUUUAAAACAACCCUGUAAGGCAGGUUUAUCACCUUCCUUUUACAAAGAAGGAAAGUAAAGUACAUAGAGGUUGCCAUACAUCUGGUAAGCACUGGAAUGGGAAUUGGAACCAUCUAGUGUUUUCAUUCUACUCCCGUGCCUCCAGAGAGUCAUGGGGUAAGGGUGGGCAAGGUGAGCCCUGUUGGGGGCCACAUGAGAAUUCUCAGGGACCUCAGUGAUCAUCUGUCAUCUAGUCUAGUGGCUUUCAAGCCAUCAUUUUAAAAAUUAUAAACAGUUUUAUUGAAAAAUGAUUUAUGCCAGGCACAGUUGGGCAGAUCAUGAGGUCAAGAGUUCAAGACCAGCCUGGCCAACAUGGUGGAACAUCGUCUCUACUAAGAAUACAAAAAUUAGCCAGGCAUGGUGGCAUGUGCCUGUAAUCCCAGCUAUUCGGGAGGCUGAGGCAGGAGAAUUGCUUGAACCUGGGAGGCGGAGAUUGCAGUGAGUUGAAAUCAUGCCACUGUACUCCAGCCUGGGCAACAGAGCAAGACUCUGUCUUGAAAAAAAAAAAAAAGAAAAAUGAUUUGUAUACCAUACAAUUCACCUAUUCAAAUUGUGCAGUUCAGUGGUUUUAAUAUGGUCACACAGUUGUGCAGCCAUCACCAUAAUCAAUUUUACAACACUUUUAUCACCUUCCAGAGAAAACUCAUACCUAUCAGCUGUCAGUUCCUUGUCUUCAUACUGCCAGUCCCAGGCAACCACUAAUUCUCUUUCUGUCUCAAUUCUCCUGCCUCAGCCUCCCGAGUAGCUGGGAUUACAGGCACGUGCCACCAUGCCUGCCUAAUUUUUGUAUUCUUAGAAUUUGCCUAUUCUGGACCAUUCAUAUAAAUGGAAUCAUACAGUAAAUGGUCUUUUGUGACUGGCUCCUAUUACUUAGCUUAAUAUUUUCAAGAUUCAGCCAUGUUGUAGUAUGCGUCAGGACUACAUUACUCUUUAUAGCUGAAUAAUAUUCCCUUGUAUGGAUAUACCACAUUUUGUUUAUCCUUUCAUCAGUUGAUGAACAUUUGUGUACAAGUUUCCGUGUGGACGUGUGUUUUCAUUUCUCUUGAGUAUCUAUAUACACACGUAGGAAUGGAAUUGUUGGAUCUCAUGGUAACUCUGUUUAAUCUUUUGAGGAACCACCAGACUGUUUUCCAAAGUGGCUGCACCAUUUUAUGUGCCUACCAGCAGUGUUUUUGUGUUCUAGUUUCUCCACAUCCUUGCCAACAUUUGUCAAACUAUAAUUCUUUUAACUAUACCCCACAAUAAGAAAUAUUUUACAUUCUUACUUAGUGAAUUCUUACACAUGCAAAUAACUGAAACAAAAACUUAAAAAAAAAUUUACCUGUACUGUGAACUCUGACAUUUUCGAUUGCAUUCUGUUCUUUUUCAUCAAAACAAACAUGUUGGUUCUGACCACUAAACUUGCUUUCACAACUCACUAAUUGUGAUCUGCAGCUAGAAAAACACUAGGCUAUUUUAACUCCUUCGUUUUACACCAGAGGAAAGAGAGACCCAGGGAACUGGCUUGUUCAUGGUCAUACCACUAAUUAGUGGCAGAUUCAAGAUUAGAGUGCAAGCCCGUUGGCUCCCUGCUUUACUUUGACCUCUCAGUAAAUUAUAGUUGCCCUCUUAUUCAGUAAAUAAAAAUAAAAUAGAAUUUCUGUUUUUUAACCUUCUUAUCUUUCUUAAGCAGCAUUUUAAAUUUAGCAACAAACCUGGCUAGAGAAAAAAAGAAUGAGAAUAACUAAAUUUUAUUAUGAUGAGUCUUGCUCCAACACAAUGAUUUUGUGCCGACUGGACAGAAAAGUACUGGGUGAACGUAGAUAAUGGGCAUCAAAUUAGGCAGAUUGAAUUAAUCACUGCAGUGUCUCAAGUUCAUUUUUGUCCCAACCUCAGUAUACUUUUAAAGAGCAGCCAUAGCCAGGCACGGUGGCUCAUGCCUGUAGUCCCAGCACUUUGGGAGGCUGAGGUGAGCAGAUCACAAGGUCAGGAGUUCAAGACCAGCCUGACAAACAUGGAGAAACCCCAUCUCUACUAAAAAUACAAAAUUAGCCAGGCGUGGUGGUGCAUGCCUGUAGUCCCAGCUACUUGGGAGGCUGAGGCAGGGGAAUCACUUGAAUCCCGGAGGCAGUGGUUGCAGUGAGCUGAGAUCAUGCCAUUGCACUCCAGCCUAGGCAACAAGUGAAACUCCACCCCACUGCCCCCAAAAAAAGAGCAGCCAUUUUCCUUACACUGUCAAAUUUGAAUGGCAACAUAAAAUUGAAGUGGGCAAUAUAAAAAUAUUUUGUGUUGCUCUUUUCAUUUUUCUUAGAAUACCACAUAGGUCUUAAACCCUUUACUUACUUAUUUUCAAGACGGAGUCUUGCUCUGUUGCCUAGGCUGGAGUGCAAUGGUGUGAUCAUGGCUCACUGCAGCCUUUUCCUCCUGGGCUUAAGUGAUCCUCCUGCUUCAGCCAAGUAGCUAGGAUUACAGGCAUGCAUCACCAUGCCCAGCUAAUUUUUAAUUAAUUUUUUUUGACAGAGAACAGGUCUUGCCAUGUUGCCUAGGCUGGUCUGGAACUUCUGGUCUCAAGUGGUCCUCUCUCCCCAGCCUCCCAAAGUGCUGAGAUUACAGGCAUGGGCCACUGUGCCCUGCCUUAAACACUUUAAUUCAGUUUUCCAACAUUUUAUGAGGGAACCUCUGACACUAGAGUUGCUUCAAGGUUCUUAUUAAAAUGUGGGUCUUUUGAGCCCUUCUCCAGACCUAAUGAAUCAGAAUCAUGGGAUGGGACCUGAAAAUCAGUAUUGUAUACAAGUUUCCUAAGUGAUUCUAUGUAUAUUUAGGAACAUAGUGACGAACUGAAUUAAAUUUUUCCCUUUAUUUCUCAUCUUUCUUUCCUUUUUUUUUUUUGAGACAAAGUCUCACUCAGUCACCCAGGCUGAAGUGCAGUGGCACAAUAUUGGCUCACUGCAACUUCCACCUCCCUGGUUCAAGCAAUUCCCCUGCCUCAGUGGCCUCCCAAGUAGUUGAGAUUAUAGGCACCACCAUGCCCGGCUAAUUUUUUUGUAUUUUUAGUAGAGAUGGGGUUUCACCAUGUUGGCCAAGCUGUUCUCGACUCCUGAUCUCAGGCAAUCCACCCGCCUUAGCCUCCCAAAGUGUUGGGAUUACAGGCGUUAGCCACCAUGCCUGAUCCAGUCCUGGAAUUUCUCCUGCAUGCUGGAUAGUUUCAUAUGUCCAAUAUGCAACACAGCACAACCCAAAUCAUAUGUAUUAUCCUUUCUUAACCUCUACUCCUCAAAUUAAGUUCUUUUAAUUACAAAUCAUUUUUCUACAAAGAAUUGGUAUAUGAAUUUUUGCUUACAUCAAAUAAAAUAACAUAACAUGGAACAUAGUAUAAUAUAACAAAAUGUACACAAGGUUUGAAGUUAAAAAGAUAACUUACAGGUUCUCACUUGGCCUCUAAUUGUUGUGACAUGUGCAAAUUUCUUUACUUCUCUGAGGCAUAUACCAUCACUUACCUUAGCUAGUCAAAAAUUCUAUAUAAAAUGCCUAACACAGGGACACGUCAUGGAAAGAAAACCCCAAGAGGCUAAGGGCAUGAGGCAUGGAUUAGAAUCUAGCUGUUGAGAUCUCCCACCACUAAGUAGCUGAGUGAUCUUGGGCAACUUAUUAAACUCUGAGUUUCCUCAUCUAUAGGUUGAGGAUAAAAUAACUUACUUCAUUGUGGCGAGAAUUAAACAAGGUCUUAAGUGUCAAGUAUGUACAACUCUACCUAGCGCCCAAUAAGAGCUUAAGAAGUCAUUUAUUUACUAUCAAUAAAUGCUAAUUUACCCCUUUCCCUGCUUUGUCUUUGUCUUUUGCUCUUCUGACAUCUAGUAUGUCGCUUCCUAAAUAGAAGGAACUCUAUAAAUACACCUUGAAUAAAAUUGCACAAAGUUUUGCACAUACGGACUUUGCCCAAGCUUUUUCUCACAUCUUUAGGUAGGCCCAAGUUAUUUCUUGAUGCAAGCCAUCCUCUGAGCACAUGACUCUUCCUGAACAUACUGCUACGCUCUGUCUGAAAAUGCCCGAGCCUCCCUGGCCUUAUGCUCCCUGGCACCUUAUGGGUGCCAGGUUAGGUGACACUUUGAUCCAGAUGCCUUCCCUGACCCCUCAAGCUUGGGCUAAAAGGUUCCUUUUAAGUUCUGAAAGUAUUAGACCUACCUCUACCUGAUCACAUGUAGUUGAGCCAGGCGUGGUGGUGUGCACCUGUAAUCCCAGCUACUUGGGAGGCUGAGGCAGGAGAAUCACUUGAACCCAGGUGGAAGUUGCAGUAAGCCAAGAUUGCGCCAUUGUACUCCAGCCUGGGCAACAAGAGUGAAACUCCAUCUCAAAAAAAAAAAAAAGGAAAAGAAACUCUAGGACUGGAAGUCAGGAAAGUUAGGGCUUAUGAUCCACCUUUAGGAAUCAUCUGGCUUUUGAUGAGUUGAGAGUAAGUGAGCUCACUUAGAGACGGGAGAGAAACUGACCCUUUAUUGAUUCCUUGGAGUAAGAGAGUGAAGGUAGCAAAAGAAGAUUCUAGGAGAAAAUAGAAAAAUGGAAUUGCUUCUCAAUUAUGCAACCUCAUUUUUGUUGCUCUUGCUCUCAGUCUUAGUGUUUUCGAAGGCACAAAAUAUCCUUGCAAGGAGAUGAAGAGAUUAAAUAUUAUUGAAGUGAGUCUGUCCUGUUGCAAACAUUUACAUUCUUGUUGACCCCCGGGAAUUUGGUCAAUGUUACAAUUGUCCUAUUGUCUAGAUUCAUGUUUCUACACAUACCUGGCUGAAGCUCUUCCAAGAACAGUAGCAAUGAUUAUUCUCACAUGCCUGCAGACUUGUCUAUCAUCAUGUUUCUGAAUAAUAGAGUAGUGAGCUUUUUAUGUAUAACAUUUGAUGCUACUUAGUGGUUCCAUUUUUUUAUAUUGUGAGUUUAUAUAAGAGUUUGAAUAAGCUAAAAUUACUGGGUAAUUCACAGAUCUGAAAAAUAUAUGCUUUCUCAAUAACUGUCUUGGGACUGCAUGAUAAGCAUUCAGUUUCUGUACUAAUUGUGUUUUAGAUAAAAUUUAAAGCUAUGUGCAAUUUUAUGGAAGACAUAUUUAUAGAGUUCUUUCCAUUUAUAAAGCAAUAUAUGAAAUACCAGAUGUUGGAAGGAUGAAAGACAAAGUAGAUCUGUUCUCUGACUUCAGGUAUCUUGCUAUUGAGUAGGAAUUAUAAAAUUAUGGUAAGUCAGGGGAAGUGACUGAUUAGGAAUUAUGCUGAUUAGGAAUAGGGCUAGGGCAGUUUGGAAAAGGGCUAUGUGUAGUCAUUCACUUGAGUCUUUAGAGGUGAAUAUGUUGAGCAGGGGACAACAUUUCAAAUGGAGUGAAAAAAUAUAUCCUGUAUCAUGGGAGGAGAAGCUGAUUAUGGCAUAAUUAGAGAUUCUAGAUCUCCUGUCAGAAAUCAAAGUAUUUAAGUGGUUAGGCUUUUUACUAUCAGAGAAAGAAGUUACAAAUAAGCCAAGAGGGAAUACUAGAAUAAACCUUGUGAUGCUGGAUUGGAGUCAGAACUAUCAGAUGAAUUUGUAGUUUAUAAAAUAUGUAUAGGUAGAUAUAGAGCUAAUUAAAGAAAUGUGUGUAUAGGCCAGGUGUGGUGGCUCACACCUAUAAGACCAGCACUUUGAGAGGCUGAGGCGUGAACAUCCCUUGGGCCCAGGAAUUCAACACCAGCUCCCUGGACAAUAUGGGGAGACUGUCUCUACAAAAAAAAAAUUAAAAUAUUAGCCAGGCAUGGUGGUUUGUGUCUAGUCCCAGCUACUUGCAGGCUGAGGUGAGAGGAUCACUUGGGCUUGGGAGACAGGUUGCAGUGAGCUGUGAUUGCACCACUGUGCUCCAGCCUGGGUGACAGAGUAAGACCCUGUCUCAAAAACAAAAACAAAAGGUGUGUAUACAUGGGUCAGUAUACAAACAUAUAAUUCAGAGAGCCUAGAAGCAGUGACAUCUCAGUGGCAAUGAGCAUAACUAGUAGUGCCCAGAUGUGAACUUCUUCCAUAAAAGAAAAUAGGGCUCCUUGGGGAAAUAGUUGAUCCUAGGGCUGAAGCAUGGCAAAUAGAAGAUGAGCCUGGAACAUCUUAUAAUACUAGAAAGUAAGGAAGUGCAAAAAAAAAACAGAGGACAAGUUGAGAGAACACUGGAGCCAAGCUGAAAAGCUCCAAAUGGCCAGAGCUGGAACAAUUUGAGCAACAAAAUAAAGAUAGUAUUGGAUUAUAACACAGGGAAUACAAUAAAUAUCUAUGAAACCAUACUAAUAUAAAUAAAUGGUUGGGCCGAACAUGGUGGCUCAUGCCUAUAAUCCUAGCACUUUAGGGGGCUGGAGCAAGAUCAUCUGAGCUUGAGUUUGAGACCAGCCUGGACAACAUAGGGAGACUUCAUUUCUAUUGUAAAACAUAAUGAUAAUUAAAUGGUUGACUAAAUGAGGGAGAAAGAACAAAUCUUCCUUAUAGAAGAAUUUCAAUUAACAAAUGUAGAAACGAUGAGACUAACAGAAAAUCACCAUUAGAAUACCAGUAAUCAUUACCGUAAUCACCGUUAGAAUACCAGUAAUAAUUGCCAUAAGCAAGACCCACCCAUGAAAGCUAAAACUAAUGAGAACAAGUUUAAGAAGAAACAGAGUCAAAGUCCUCCCUCAUAGCUGGGCGUGGUGUCCCACAUCUGUAAUCACAGCACUUUGGGAGGCUGAGGUGGGCAGAUCACCUGAGAUCAGGAGUUUGAGACCAGCCUGACCACUAUGAUGAAACCCCAUCUCCACUAAAUACAAAAAAUUAGCUGGAUGUGCUGAUGCCUGUCUAUAAUCCCAGAUACUCUGGAGGCUGAGGCAGGGGAAUCACUUGAACCUGGGAGGCAGAGGUUCAGUGAGCUGAGAUUGAGCCAUACACUCUAGCCUGGGCAAGAAAAGAGAAACUACAUCUAAAAAAAAAAAAGGUUCUCCCUCAUCAUUAUGAAUUACAAAGGGAAAACAAAUAAUAACUUUACAGAGGAGAAACCUGACAGAUACCACGUUAACCAUGUGAUCAAGGGUAAUGUCAUGAGUUAUUAGAUGUCACAUCAACAUCCUGUACCCUCUGAUAUGAUGCACUGUGAAGGCCACAUCAGCUCUGAAUUAUUCCUUUCAAAAAUGUAUAGCCUUGAGCGGGUGGCUGAGUUCUCCAUUGCCCUUGGUCGCAGGGUCACUGUUGGCACUGGGCCUGCAGCGAUCACAGUGAACUUACUUCAGAUUGUGUGGGACAACUGGGUUCAUGUUCUUGUCCCUAUGGGAUUUGUUGUUGGAUGUUAUUUAGACAGAAAGAGUGAUGAAAAGCUAACUGUCUUCCAGAACAAGAGUACAUUAUUUAAAAGGGAAUCGCGACCCAGUGAAGAAGUGACCUGGAAGUAAAGACUGGCUGAAUUAUAGAGUGUUCCCAUUUUAAAGUUCUUAGAGAAAUAAAAAUGUG
Messenger RNA from Callithrix jacchus (white-tufted-ear marmoset), 8712 nucleotides. Lineage: Eukaryota; Metazoa; Chordata; Mammalia; Primates; Cebidae. The record is from RefSeq and is a predicted model, not a curated record.